AUGGAUCAGGUGGAAGAGUGGAGAUGCAUCAAAACAACGCUCAAUGAAACAGCUCAUAAUGAAUUCAUCAUCUUAGGGUUCUCUAGUCUACAGGAUGUUCAGCUGCUGAUUUUCCUUAUCUUUCUUAUCACUUACAUCUGUACUGUGGUGGGGAACAUCUCUAUCAUGACCAUUGCUUGUCUGGACUCUCAGCUUCACACCCCCAUGUACUUCUUCCUAGGGAACCUCUCCUUUCUGGAUAUUUGUUAUACUACCACCAAUGUCCCUCAGAUGCUGGUGCACUUGCUGUCAAACAGAAAGAGCAUCUCCUAUGUUGGGUGUGUAAUUCAGCUCUAUUUCUUUCUCUCCUUUGUAGGUACAGAGUGCAUUCUUCUGGCUACCAUGGCCUAUGAUCAUUUUGUAGCUAUCUGUCACCCUUUGCAUUAUACAGUCAUGAUGAGGAAAGAACUUUGCCUCCAGUUGGCCGGUGCCUCCUGGGUGACUAUUGUCCUCAUGUAUUAUGGAAGCUCCAUCUUCACCUAUGUCCGACCAAUAUCAACUUAUUCAUUAGACAAAGAUAGAUUAAUUUCUGUCCUUUACAGCAUUGUCACACCCAUGUUAAACCCUUUGAUCUACACCUUGAGAAAUAAGGAUAUAAAAGAUUCUCUAAAAAGAAUCUUAACUGGGAAACUAUAUUCAAAAUGA
Heteronotia binoei (common prickly gecko) is the source of this 684-nucleotide messenger RNA. Its product is annotated as putative olfactory receptor 2W6. The record is from RefSeq and is a predicted model, not a curated record. Gene Ontology annotation, molecular function: G protein-coupled receptor activity; olfactory receptor activity. The transcript has 3 exons. Lineage: Eukaryota; Metazoa; Chordata; Lepidosauria; Squamata; Gekkonidae. Gene Ontology annotation, biological process: G protein-coupled receptor signaling pathway. Gene Ontology annotation, cellular component: membrane. Bases 1 to 684 code for a protein of 227 amino acids.